This is a messenger RNA of Notothenia coriiceps (black rockcod), 3021 nucleotides long. RefSeq names its product nuclear factor of activated T-cells, cytoplasmic 2-like. Bases 378 to 2957 code for a protein of 859 amino acids. Lineage: Eukaryota; Metazoa; Chordata; Actinopteri; Perciformes; Nototheniidae. Gene Ontology annotation, molecular function: RNA polymerase II cis-regulatory region sequence-specific DNA binding; DNA-binding transcription factor activity, RNA polymerase II-specific; transcription factor binding. The transcript has 10 exons. The record is from RefSeq and is a predicted model, not a curated record. Gene Ontology annotation, cellular component: transcription regulator complex. Gene Ontology annotation, biological process: cytokine production; calcineurin-NFAT signaling cascade; regulation of transcription by RNA polymerase II.
CCAGGUUUCCAUGGCAAAGGCGCACAAACAGGAGGAAACACUGAGGGAAUCCCGUUAUUUUACAGCAUUGAAGCAUUAUAAACACCCAGAGCGGGGAAGGAAGCCGCUCUUGAUACACAAGUAAUCCUUAUAGAGCUCUAGGAAGGGGGACUUCAUACCAGAAGCGCUGCUGUGGCUGCUGGGGCUGCGUGUUUCUCCAAAAGAAAAGGACAUUUGCGCACAGCUGCUGUGUCGCAGCUUGAACUUUUUUAACUUACAGAGGUUUUAUAUCCACCUUCUUUCAACAUCUUUUUUUAAACUGAAGAGUCCUACUUCUGCUUUGACUUUCAGCGGAAAGUAUUUUUCCUUUUUAUUUAUUUUUUCGCUUUUUCUCCCAGAUGUUUAGAGAGACUUGGAGGCUGGCACAGUACCACACCAUGAGGUCGAUGGAUCAAGAUGACCCCAACCUCACACCUCACAAAAUCUUCAAUCCUGAGUCUGAGCAAGCGUACCCCCUGCAGGAGGCCUCGCCGUACGGCCUCAAGUCCUGCAGCCCCUCCUACAUCGACCACAACAUCACAGAGGUUCUCUCGGGAUAUGAGAACCAGGAGGCCCGACACUACCUGGACAGCACCCGGCCUGCAGGCCUGGCCCUGAGCCCCCGCAUCGAGAUCACCCCGUCCCGCGAGCACUACAACUAUGUCCGGGAUUCCCUGCAGAACCAGAACCUGAACAUCAGCCCCCGACCCACCCUCACCGUGCCGGGCCAUGACAGCCUCACCUACCGAGAGCCUCAGUGCCUGAGUCCUGCUAGCAGCAACUCCUCCACCAGCUGGCACUCUGAGAGCUACUCCCCCUGGACGUCCCCCUGUGUGUCCCCCAGCAGCGGCCAGAACCCCGGAGACCUGUGCCCCAGAUUACAGAACAUCCACACUGGCUCCCCCCGUACCUCCCCGGGAACCUCGCCCCGCACCAGCCUAGCGGAGGACGGCUGCCUGGGGGCCCGCUCGCCCUCCUCCAGACCCAGCUCCCGGUCCACCUCCCCGCAGGGCAAACGCACCUACGACAUGUACAGGAACCCGGGCCUGGUCCUGGGGCACCGGUCCCGCAGCCCCUCUCCCCACAGCGGCCAUGAAGAUCACAACAUAAGCGCCCACUAUACACACAGCAGCCUGGCCGAGGCCAUGAAUGGUUUUGGCCCCGGUCAGCAAGGCCUCAUGCCCACUAAAAUAGUCAAGACGUCCAACCAGGUUUACACUCUGUACCCAGAGAACCACACAGAAGGGAACUACCUGGUGUCCUGCGACCAGGACUUAAAAACCACAGAGCCUUUCUUUGUUAUCCCCCCAAUCUGGUCCAAGCCCCUGGUUUCCAGCAUCCGCAGCAUCCCUGUGGCUUCUCUCCCUCCUCUGGAAUGGCCGAUGCCCAGACGCACGGACCAGUAUGAACUCCUCAUCGAGGUGCAGCCCAAACCGCACCACAGAGCUCACUAUGAGACGGAGGGAAGCAGGGGAGCGGUCAAAGCCCCCACAGGAGGACAUACUGUUGUGCAGUUACAUGGCUACAGAGGCAAGGAGCCACUUGGCCUGCAGAUCUUCAUUGGUACAGCAGAUGAGCGCAUCCUCAAGCCGCACGCCUUUUAUCAAGUGCACCGCAUCACUGGGAAGACGGUUACCACCACCAGUUAUGAGAAGGUUAUCCACGGCACCAAAGUCCUUGAGAUCCCACUGGAGCCAAAGAACAACAUGAAAGCAAUAAUCGACUGUGCAGGGAUCCUGAAGCUCAGGAACGCCGACAUCGAGCUGAGGAAGGGCGAGACGGACGUCGGUCGGAAAAACACGCGUGUUCGUCUUGUGUUUCGUGUGCACAUACCUCAACCCGGAGGACAGCACGUCUCUCUCCAAGUGGCCUCGCAUCCCAUCGAGUGCUCCCAGCGCUCGGCUCACGAGCUUCCCAUGGUGGAGAAGCAGGACCUGGACAGCUGCUCCGUGCUCGGAGGCCAGCAGAUGAUCCUGACCGGGCAGAACUUCAGCUCCGAUUCCAAGGUCAUCUUCUUGGAGAAAACCCAGGACGGACAGCAAAUCUGGGAAAUGGAAGCGACAGUAGACAAAGACAAGAGCCAGCCCAGUAUGCUGUUUGUGGAGGUGCCGUCCUACCAGGACUCCUCUGUCUGCCAUCCUGUCAAAGUCAACUUCUACGUUAUCAAUGGCAAGAGGAAGCGCAGUCAGCCUCAGCACUUCGCUUACACACCACUGGCAUCUCCUUCCAUCAAGACGGAGCCCCUGGAUGAGUAUGAAGCGGACCACAUGGGUUUUGCCAUGCCUCAGAUCCUGGGUCUAUCCCCUCAUUCCUACUACCACACCCCCCGCAGCGCGCUCCACCCGGACAGCGGCCUGGUCUCCAGCCUGGCCUCUUGCCAGCGCCUCAGCUCCAGCCUCCCCACCCAGGACGCUCGCUUCCAGCAGCAGAGCCCGGCCAUCGUGUUCUCCCGCGGGGGGAAGAGUGUGAGCGGCAGCCCCAACCUCUACCAGCAGACCGGGGGGAUGUUGCCGGACUCCCACCGCUCGGUGCUGGUCCACACGGGCUCCUCUGUGGGGCCCAUCAGUGUUGGCCAGCCCUCCAUCAUCCAGUUCUCCCCCACCAACCACCAGGUGCUUCGGGGAGGAGACCCUGAUCCACAGGAGAUCAUCUACUGCGACGGCUACUCCCCACAAGCAGCAGCAACCGCACACUCCCCCACUCCCCCCCAGGUGCCCCAGCCUCAGCAUUACUCCACCGUGAUCCAGCAGCAGCCAUUGGUGCAGAAAGGGCAGCAGAAAGGAAGAGAUCCGCCUGGCACGGGGCAGAUGGAUGCUGACGGGCAGCGGAGGGUGACGGUGAAAGAGGAGAACCUGGACCAGGCCUACCUAGAUGAUGGUGAGUUGAAUGAGAUCAUAAGAAAGGAUCUGACGGGCGUUCAGGCGAGAGGGCAGACAUAGAGGCAGGAAGUGACAACACUCCCCCCCCUCCUCCUCGACACACACACGGACAGAUGCACACACA